Ictalurus furcatus (blue catfish) is the source of this 1701-nucleotide messenger RNA. RefSeq names its product IQ motif containing D (gene drc10). NCBI's taxonomy places the organism in Eukaryota, Metazoa, Chordata, Actinopteri, Siluriformes, Ictaluridae. The record is from RefSeq and is a predicted model, not a curated record. The transcript is spliced from 5 exons. Gene Ontology annotation, molecular function: protein binding. Bases 326 to 1471 code for a protein of 381 amino acids.
UAAACUCAACCAAAAUAAAUACAUAAAUAAUACGUAAAAGAAUUAUAUCGCGGUUGUAUUGAUGGUAUAACUGUAUAAAGUUGCUUCGUUUAAAGAUUAGGAAUUUAAACGUCAACCAGCGCCAUGGCAACAGUGUCAUGGCAACGUAAACAAAACCGACUUUCAUUUCUUUUCACAUCGCAGGCAACUUUAUAAACUCUUGAAAUUAGACAACACUUGCAGACUCGUCCUCUGAAGAACUAAUCUCCGUUCAUAGCCUCAGAAGUUUCAGCAGCGCCUCCUGUUGGUCAAACUUGCAGCAGUAAACAAGUUCACGCCAAAUAAAAUGGCUGCCACGAGCAAGAAGAAGCUCAUGUCUCUUGAAGCUCAGCGCAUCAUCAACGUGCUGGACGAGUGCGUGCACAAGAUAGACGUGGUGUCGCUUCUGCCGCGUGAACUCGUGCGUCCUGAGAGCGUCUUCCAGGAGCUCGGAAACACGGCGGUCGAAUCGCUCGGAGAACACCUGCGACUGUCCGAGGAGUUUCGCUCGCUGCAGGACACGGACACCGGGAACGACGAGUCGAUGGUACGAGCCGUGCAGGACUCAUUGAGGAACUUCCUGCGCCACGUGAGGCCUCACGAAGAAGUGGAGCCUGCGAAGGCAGCCAUCAGAGGGGCGGGGCCAAUCAUCGAGGAGGACCAGAAAGUUGUGCAGGAACUUGGGGCAGGGCUACAGGGGUUCAGAGAUAUGCUAAUGGAGCGGCUGAUGACCACGCCCCAAGAGGAGCAGGAACGCAGGAGACACGGCCAGGAAGUGAAAGAGAGACAACAACGUAACGUAGAGUUACUUCGCACGCUAGAGCAGGAAAUGAGAGUGGCGACAGAACACCGAGACACAGUGAUCACUACGAAGGAUGGAGAGAUCCGGCAUAUGCAAGAUUCCCUCCAUCAGAUGGAGAGAGCGUGGGAGGAGUUUGUGCAGCAGGUGCAGAAGAAGGCGGAGCAGCAGCACCAGUCAGAUCUGAAGAACUCGGAGCUGAAACGCCCCCAACUCCAGGAAGAAGCCAAUCAGCUGCAAGCUCAGUUCAAUCGCCUCAUCACGCAGCACAGGGAGAGAGAGGCCAUGCUGAGAAAGAAGAACAACAAGCUGGAGACUGAGAUUGAAAACUGGAUUCAGAAGUACGAUGUGGAAAUGGAAGAGAAACAGGCGAAGCUGGAGCGUCUGACGCAGACGUACGCGGAGGAGCAGGCGGAGCUGCGCGAGCUGCAGGAACACUUCGCCGUGUUGGAGCUCGAGUACACGCAGAUCGUGGAGGAGAGACGGAGAGAGCGCGAGCGAAAGGAGGAGGAGGAAAGGGAGAGGCAGGUGAAGAGCCGAGCCGCCGUGGUCAUCCAGGCGUUAUGGAGAGGGUGGAGAGUCCGCCAGGCCAUGAAGAAGAAAGCCAAGAGCAGCAAGGGCAAGAAGCAGCACAAAGGGAAGAAGGGGAAGUGAAGAACAGGAUGACGCGCUGGAAUCUGAUUGGUCGGAAGGGUUUCUUCGAGUCACAUCACAAGCUGCGUUUUGUUUUGUUUGUUUGUUUGUUUGUUUAAUGAACUUCAAGAGACAAAAAAGAACAACAGCGUAAGCGAACGGACGUUCCAGAAUAUUACACGUAAAUAGAAACGGAUAAAAAGUAUGUCUCGCCGUGAAAUAAACAACUACGACUGAACUUCUGCACAAUA